Molecule: messenger RNA, 1230 nt
Organism: Cladophialophora psammophila CBS 110553
Lineage: Eukaryota; Fungi; Ascomycota; Eurotiomycetes; Chaetothyriales; Herpotrichiellaceae
Product: argininosuccinate synthase
Exons: 11
Coding region: 1-1230 (409 amino acids)
Biological process (GO): urea cycle; L-arginine biosynthetic process
Cellular component (GO): cytoplasm
Molecular function (GO): ATP binding; argininosuccinate synthase activity
Source: RefSeq, a predicted model, not a curated record
AUGGCGAAGGGAAAAGUCUGCUUGGCCUACAGUGGCGGGUUGGACACGAGCUGUAUUCUGAAGUGGCUGCUCGAGGAUGGCUAUGAGGUCGUCUGCUUUCUCGCCAACGUUGGACAAGAAGAGGAUUGGGCUGCUGUCGAGAAGAAGGCCCUCACAAUUGGCGCAACCAAGAUGGUGAUUGAGGAUUUGCAGAAGGAGUUUGUAGAAGAGUUGUGCUUUAGGGCCGUGCAGUGCAACGCUCAAUACGAAGGAAGAUACCUGCUCGGCACGUCUCUUGCACGUCCGGUGAUUGCACGAUCUCUCAUGCGAGUGGCACAGCGUGAAGGCUGCGACUCCGUCAGCCAUGGUGCUACCGCCAAGGGCAACGACCAACUUCGCUUCGAGUUCGCCUUCUACGCAAUCCAGCCGUCCAUCAAGAUCAUCGCUCCGUGGAGAGACCCCAAAUUCUUCAAUCGAUUUCAGGGCCGGAACGAUCUGCUCGACUAUGCUGCAGCGAACAAUCUACCGGUCACAUCGACGAAAGCGAAGCCAUGGUCAAUGGACGCCAAUCUCGCCCACUGCAGCUACGAAGCCGGCAUUUUGGAAGACCCGAACCAGGAGCCUCCAAGUGACAUGUGGACCAUGACCGAAGAUCCGCUGAAAGCUCCCAACGAGCCAACCAACAUCACCAUCAGCUUCGAAAAGGGUGUCCCGACCAAGGUCGUCACGCCACAGGGAACGUUCACAGAUUCUGUGCAGCUUUUCAAGGAGCUGAACCGUGUCGGAAAAGUCCAUGGUAUCGGCAGAAUUGACAUUGUUGAGAACAGGUUCAUCGGUUUGAAGUCUCGCGGAUGUUACGACUCCCCAGCUAUGACCAUUCUUCGCCUCGCGCAUCUUGAUCUCGAGGGGUUGGUUCUCGAUGGACAAGUUAGGGCUCUUCGGGAUCAGUUUGUCACGCACAACUGGAGUAAUUAUCUCUACAACGGAAUGUAUUUCUCACCUGAGCGUACCUUUGUGGAGAAUUCCCUGAUCUUCAGCCAACAGAACGUGAACGGCGAGGUCCGCUUGAGCUGCUUCAAGGGCAAUGCAUACGUCCUCGGCCGCACAAGCAGCAGCGAGAAGCUGUAUUCCAUGGAGGAGGCAUCGAUGGACUCGUUGGAGAACUUCAGCCCCGAGGACACCACUGGGUUCAUCAAGAUCCAGACCAUCAGACUGAAGAAGUAUGCGGACGAUUGGGCAGAGCAACAGUGA